Messenger RNA from Chironomus riparius, 3333 nucleotides. Lineage: Eukaryota; Metazoa; Arthropoda; Insecta; Diptera; Chironomidae. The record is from the annotation of a GenBank genome assembly.
UCUCACUACCACCAAAAAAAACCUUGACCACUGCACAUAAUUGCACAUUAAUUGUCUACAAAUUUUACUCAUCAUUGAGCCUUCAAGUGGAUAAGACACGUUUUUAAAUUGUGAGCAAGAAUUAUUUUUAUUUAAAAAUUUUGAAAAAUGACCCAUUUGGAGUGGUUCAAGUUUCUUUUACUGCUCACCUUUGCAGUUUGGAUGCAUCAAUGCACAGCAUUUAGUGGAAUUGAUUCUAAAGCAACUGUUUUAAAAGAUUGCUGUUUAUUUGGGAGAAAUCGGUCAAAAAAGUCGUGUGAUGGAUCUUCAUUUGAUUUUCAUUCAAUUCCCAACGAUUUUAGAGUUGAAUGUAAAAGUAAAAUAAAAUAUUGUUGUCGAAAAAAGCGAGAAAUUGAAGAUUGUAAUGAAGGAGUUUUAGCUGCACAAAAUGGAUCUACAUGUCCUAGCAUAUCAAACAAGUAUACGAUCUGCCACAAAGCAUGCUUGCUUGGUGUAAGAAUGGCUGAGAAGGGUGAUGACUGCAACAAACCAACAAAAGGUGAAGAAUUAUUAGAAAUCAAUGCGAGAAGAACGUGCUGUAUAGCCAAGAGAGAAGAACUUUUACUAUCUGAUGAUGACGAAACUAAUGAGGCAAUUGGUGAAGAAGAUGAAUAUGGUGAUGAUGAAAAUGAUACGUUUUUUGAUGCAACUAGUCCUGGUCCAGAAGAAACUCCUCCUUCAGAGCAAACAACUAAUUCGGAACCGGCAAAAACGACACAACAAACAACAUCAACAACUGAAUUCACGACCACAAAUAAGGAAAUAGAUUAUGAUGAAGCUACUGCUAGUUAUUCCACUACGACUAUAUAUCCAAUAACAACAAAUUCACUUCAAGAGACUGCAGCUAAGUUUGGUAGCUUUUGGAUAUCAAGAACUACUCCUGUUCAGACAAACAGCUUAGAAACUAAUGAAAUUGACACUCAAACAACUACUCGUAGAUUUCCUCCAAAGUAUAGACAUCCUACUAUUACAAACAAAGAUUCUUCAUCGUCAAGUGAAGAAAAAGCUAUAACAAGAUCGCCGUCAAGUGAAAUUAAACAAUUAUACAUCUAUGAAUAUCCAAAACUUUCAGAUAAUCACACCAAACCUUUAAUGUUCUACAAUUUUACUUUUAAAUACCCAGUCCCAUUUGAUUUAACUAAAUUCCUAGCAAGCAGACGCAAUAUCGGUAACAAUCCUGAACCAUGUGGUGAUAUUCGAUACUGUGAUCAUAGUUGUAUAGUCAUGCAAGACGUCCAAAAGUGCUCAUGCAAUAAAGGAUAUAUUCUACAAAAUGAUGGAAAAACUUGCUUGCUUGAUGGUUCAAGAAUUCCACCAGAGGAAAUCACCAAAAAACGAUGUCAAUCUGGACACUUUUUGAAUGAUUUUGGUGACUGUCAGGAUAUUGAUGAGUGUAAGAUCCAAAAUAAUGGAUGUGGAGAUAAAGCUAUUUGCAGGAACGUAAUUGGAAGUUAUGAGUGCAUUCCGACGGAUAUUUGUAAAGCUGGAUAUAGAUAUAAUGACAGUUCAAAGUCGUGUGAAGACAUCAACGAGUGUUCUGAAUAUCCAAGAGUCUGUGAAUAUGAACAAGUAUGCAACAACACAUUAGGAAGCUACAUUUGUGAAGACUCUUUCAGUGAAUUUAAAGCACGAUGUGAAGAAUUAGUUACAACUACACUUCCAACAACAACAACAACAACUCAAGAUCCUUGUCAUCGAGGAUUUCAGAGAAAUUACAAAGGAAUAUGUGUUGAUAUCGAUGAAUGCCUUUUUAAUCCAUGUGAUCAAGGUCUCAUCUGUGUCAAUCGUAAUGGUGGCUAUACUUGUGAGGUAUCUCAUUGCAAUCCUGGAUUCAAACCUGUCGGAAGAACUUGUGAAGAUAUUAAUGAAUGUGAUAGUAAUCCUUGCCCGUUAACUCACAAUUGCUUAAAUACUCAUGGUUCAUAUGCUUGUAAAAUGAAGAUGUGCACUCGUGGAUACAGACUUGAUAGAACUGGAGGAUGUGAGGAUAUCAAUGAAUGUCAUAUCUACAAAAACUUGUGUCGAAAUGCAGACUGCAUAAACACAAAUGGAUCUUUUCUUUGCAAUUGCAAUGAUGGAUAUAGAAAAGAUGAAAAUAAUUAUUGUAGAGACAUUAAUGAAUGCACAGAAAAUAUACACGAUUGCAAUCAUCGAUGUGUCAAUACUUUUGGUGGAUAUCAAUGUUAUUGUGAAAAAGGAUAUAGAUUAAAUUCAGAUAAAAAGACUUGCGAUGAUAUUGAUGAAUGCAGAGAGAAUGGAUACCUUUUAUGUCAAGGAGAAUGUGUAAACACUUUAGGAAGUUACGAAUGCAGAUGUCCUUCAGGAUUUAGAAAGGAAGAAUCUUACUGUAUAGACAUUGAUGAAUGUCAAGAAUAUCCAGGCGCUUGUGACAAAAAAAUAAGUCAAUGUCUAAAUAUACCUGGAUCAUAUAAAUGCAUGGACAUCAGAUGUACCGAUGGUUAUAAACUUGUUCGACGAAAUGGUGAAAGAUUCUGUCAUCUUAGAACGCCAUGUGGUGAUGACGAUUAUGAAGACGAUUGCAAUAAACCGUGGAUGUAUUCUUACUCUUUUGCAUCACGGAUUGCUAAUUGCUCUGCAAGUAAAAUAUUUCAUGUAGGUAUUGCAAAUAAAUUUAGAUAUGAUGUAGUUAUUGAGGAUGUUCGAGCAUACAGUCCGAAAGAUACAGUAAAGAAAGCAGGAUUCGAUAGCUUUAUAAUUCAAACAAAUUCUUCGGGAUUCUUUUUGGCAUCAAUUCAACCAAUCGAUGGACCACAAGAUAUCGAUAUUGAUGUCUUAGUGACAUAUCAUAGACCAGAUGGAAGUGUGGAACACAAGCGAGGUGUUAAAGUUAAAUUGGUUGUAUCUGAGUUCUCUUUUUAUAAAUUUAGUGUCAGAAAAUAAAAAAAAAAGAAGAUUAAAUCAUUUUAAUAAUUAGUUUUAAGCAAGGCGUGGACACGAUCCAAAAUAUCAUAUUUAUCCCACAUAUCCCAAAAAUAUUCAAGAAAUUCCUGAGCAUGUAUGUACGAUAAUAAAGAUAUCCCAACGUAUCCUUAGUAUUUUGUACGUGCAAUUUUAGGAUAUGAUGAGAUAUCUCAAUUCUAAUGCAUACAGACUCAGGGAUUAUUUUGAAUAUUUUUGGGAUAUAUGGGAUAAAUAUGAUAUUUGGGAUAGUUUCCACGCCUUGGUUUUAAGUUCAGAUUCAGUUUUUUGUCAAUAAAUCAGAAAACGAGGAUAAAAGGUUUUUGAAGGUUUUUUUUUUCUUCCAAAAAUAAAUCCUACUUGAUCAAAAUUUCC